Messenger RNA from Hypomesus transpacificus, 1206 nucleotides. Its product is annotated as zinc finger protein 239-like. NCBI's taxonomy places the organism in Eukaryota, Metazoa, Chordata, Actinopteri, Osmeriformes, Osmeridae. The transcript has a single exon. Bases 1 to 1167 code for a protein of 388 amino acids. Gene Ontology annotation, biological process: regulation of transcription by RNA polymerase II. Gene Ontology annotation, cellular component: nucleus. The record is from RefSeq and is a predicted model, not a curated record. Gene Ontology annotation, molecular function: DNA-binding transcription factor activity, RNA polymerase II-specific; RNA polymerase II transcription regulatory region sequence-specific DNA binding.
AUGGAGACACAUCAGUGUGACACCUGUGGGAAGAGCCUUUCCUCAUCCAGUAGCCUCAAGCAGCACAGCAAGAUCCACACUGGAGAGAAGCCCCACAGCUGUGACCUCUGUGGUAAAUGCUUUAUCCAUGCUGGUAGUUUAAGAGUUCACACCAGAAUCCAUACUGGAGGAAAGCCUUACAGCUGUGAUCUCUGUGGUAAACGUUUUGUCCAUGCUGGCAGUUUAAGAGUUCACACCAGAAUCCAUACUGGAGAAAAGCCCUACAGCUGUGACAUCUGUAGUAAAACGUUUAGCCGUGCUUCUAGUUUCAGAAUUCACACCAGGAUCCAUACUGGAGAGAAGCCCUACAUCUGUGACCUCUGUGGUAAUAACUUUAGCCAGGCUGACAGUUUAAGAGUUCACACCAGAAUCCAUACUGGAGAAAAGCCCUACAGCUGUGACAUCUGUAGUAAAAAGUUUAGCCGUGCUUCUAGUUUCAGAGUUCACAACAGGAUGCACUCUGGAGAGAAGCCAUACAGCUGUGACCUCUGUGGUAAAUCCUUUAGCCAGGUUGGCCAUUUCAUAGUUCAUCGCAAGAGCCACACCGGGGAGAAGCCCUACAGUUGUGACCUCUGUGAUAAAUCCUUCAGCCAACCUAGCAGUUUCAAAGUUCACCUCAUAAGGAAACACACUGGAGAGAGGCCCUACUUCUGUGAAUGCUGCAAUAAAUUAUUCUGUACCUCUACUGAGUUGAAAAGGCACAUGAUGAUCCACACUGGAGAGAAACCCUACAGCUGUGACCUGUGUGGGAAAACUUUUAGCCAGAUUGGCCAUUUCAGAGCUCACAGCAGGGUCCACACUGGAGAGAAACCCUACAGCUGUGACCUCUGUGGUCAAACCUUUAGCCUGAAGGGGGAUUUCAGAGUUCACUGCAGGAUCCACACUGGAGAGAAGCCCUACAGCUGUGACCUCUGUGGUAAAACUUUUACCCGGGCUGGCAAUCUUAGAACUCAUUGCAGGACCCACACUGGAGAGAAGCCCUACAGCUGCCCACACUGUGACUAUUCAGGUAAAACAAAUGGCAAUCUGAAGAGUCACCUGCGUAUCCAUGAUAAAAAACAAACCAAAGCAGUGAUGUCUGGGGCCAAGCUGUCCCAGCAGUCACCACCUGAGAAAACUUCUACAUGACCCACAGCUGGAAGAACUACUGGCCUACACCUACUGGGA